Molecule: messenger RNA, 1242 nt
Organism: Penicillium robsamsonii
Lineage: Eukaryota; Fungi; Ascomycota; Eurotiomycetes; Eurotiales; Aspergillaceae
Product: serine hydrolase domain-containing protein
Exons: 3
Coding region: 1-1242 (413 amino acids)
Source: RefSeq, a predicted model, not a curated record
AUGUCUCUAAAUGCCCAAGUGCACUCGCAUCUCUGCGAUAUCAUAGACAAAGCCUGCGAAGACCAAAAGGCCGGUAUUCCUGGAACUACGGUCGUGGUCGUUGGCAAAGAUGGCAACGAACUAUUCGCCCACUCUGCGGGUAACCGAGGAGCAGGUUCCAAUGAUCCCAUGACCUUGGAUAACAUCUUCUGGAUGGCAUCUUGCACUAAAGUGCUGGUUGGUGUCGCCUGCAUGCAAUUGGUUGAACAGGGCAUUCUGAAGCUGGACGAUGGAGAGCAGACAGAGGGUCUUUGCCCUGAGUUGAAGAGUCUCAAGGUCUUGCAGCCCGAUGGUAGUCUUGAGGAGAAGAAGCAUGCAAUUACCCUGCGUAUGCUAUUAACCCAUACUGCCGGGUUCGGCUAUACCUUUUUCAAUGAGAGAUUGAGACAAUGGUCGUACCCGGUUGGCGUGGAUGAGUUCUCUGGGCGGAUUGAAGAUAUGAAGACGCCUCUGCUCUUCCAGCCCGGUGAAGGCUGGGAAUAUGGCCUUGGUAUCGACUGGGCGGGAAUCGCGCUGGAACGCGCAACUAGCCUAACUCUCAACGACUACCUACAGAAAAACGUCUUCCUGCCCCUUGGAAUCAACGACAUGUCCAUGAUCCCGAGCCAUGACAUGCGCCAGAGACUGGCGUACAUGAAUCAGCGAAACCCAGAUGGCAGCCUGAGGCCCCGAGACCAUAUUCUUCGAGCGCCUCUAGUCGUUGAUUUGGAUAACGACGCCGAAGUCGCCAGAGUGUUCAACAGCGGCGGCGCAGGUAUGUUUGCCAAGCCGCAGGAAUAUUGCAAGGUCCUCGCUGUGCUAUUGAAUGAUGGAACAUGUCCUAGAACGGGCAGCAGGUUGCUUCGCAAGGAGACUGUCGACGAAAUGUUCUCUAACCAGAUCCCUCGGUUCCCCGACUACAGCCGUCAAAGCAUCCCGGAUGCCAAGCCAGAUCUGACCAACCCAAUUCCUGAGCUAUAUCCAGUUCCUGGGAACCCACCACAGGGUUGGGGCCUGACUUUCAUGCUGAGCAAUGGUGGUCCGACAGGGCGAUCUAAAAGCACGGGGCACUGGGCUGGGCUGCCAAAUUUGUGGUGGUGGGCGGAUAGGGAGAAGGGCAUUGCGGGGAUUGUGUGUACACAGAUACUACCAUUUGCAGACACUAAGGUGAUUGGGUUAUGGGGAAGACUUGAGGCUGAGAUAUACAAAGCUCUUGCUCUAUGA